UUCUCAUUUCUCAAACUAAAAUUAAAGUUUUAAAAUCAAAAAAAUAAAAGAAAGAACCCAUUGUUGCAACAAUAACAUCACAACCCCCCCCUCUCUCUCUCUCCUUUUCUCUUUGUUCUGUGUCUUCUCUCAGAAUUUUCACACUGAACCAUCUUCCCCUGUUCAUGGCGGCUGUCCCAGCAUCGCGGACCGAUCCACCAGCAAUGGUGCCGCCGCCGCUCCUCGUCUCCGACUCCUUCGCCAAGGACGCCAUUAUCGCCUGGUUCCGCGGCGAGUUCGCCGCCGCCAACGCCAUCAUCGACGCACUCUGUGCUCACCUCUCACACCUCGCUGCCUCCUCCUCCGACUACGACGCCGCCUUCGCCGCUAUCCACCACCGCCGACUCAAUUGGAUCCCUGUUAUCCAGAUGCAGAAGCAUCACUCCAUUGCUGACGUCACUCUCGAGCUUCGCAGAGUCGCUGAGAAGAAAAUCGAGCCCGCAGGUGGCACCAAAAGUGAGAGUAGCUUCGACGAGAAAGGGAAAAUGGAGAAGGAUGUUGCCGAGAGUGUUGAAAACGGCGGCGACGAAGCUACGGUGGAGUGUGAUUCGCCGGACAGUGAGAUUACUGAUUCAGUCAGCAGAACGAUCAGAGCCGGUUGCACGAUGCUGUUGUUGACGUGUCACGUGAGUGGUUCCAUCUACUGAUAUGGUGCCACGUGCGGGUACGGGAUUGAAUGGUGGGUUUUGACAUUUUGGGUGCUAUUCCCUAUGAAACACCCUGUUCAGUGUUGAGUUUCCUUAUGUCUAAGUUGGCGAGUCAACACUGUCGUCCUCCUGCUAAUGGGUGAAGGAUCCAAUGAAUGGACUAAUGGGUAGUACUUGAAAAAAAGAAAGUGAAUAAAUUAUGAGAAAAAAGAAAAGCAAAACAUUUUUUUGAUAAAAAGCAAAACAUGUUUGAGCAGCCGGUUGCAUUUAUACCCUUAUGGGGAACAAACGAAUCAACUUUUGUUUGUUACAUUGGCCUGCCCAUUUUGUCACUAUUAACUGGACUGAGCUUGGGACAAUGUUAUUGGCAAUACAGGGGGAGGACUAACCAUAGCUACUUUGUUGGAAGGUGGCAAAUGUUUCUCAAUCAUACAGAAAAAGCAGUUGUUAAAUGGUGAAAUAUCAGUUUAACAAUCUAACUCAUAAUAGUGAUUAUGAUAUGACAAUGCUUAGGGUAAGGUUGCUUUAUUGCUACCCUUGCUGAAAUCUCUCAACUCUCCGCUAACCAUCAAAUUACAAAAUAACCAUAAAAGGCUUGGGGUCAAACUAACAAUGGAAGUCCCAUGUUGUCCGAGUACAAAUUUAUACAAUCAAAUUUCUCUGGACUCGAUUGAGAGGAGGCAACCCAAGAUGUGUGUAAUAAAUUGUUUUCUACUAUACUAGUAAAUGUGAUGGUUAGGAUAAAAAUGAGUUGCAUUUUAAUGCAAAGAUAAGUAAAUCCAUUCCCCCUGUUUUGUUGAGUGUUAAAAAUUGCAUGGAUUUUCUUUGGUUUGGUAAUGCAGGAUCUCAAGAAAUGCAACCAUGUUUGGUGAAUAGUAAUAUAUGUUCCAAUCAUGAAGAAUGUGAAGCACGUUCUUCACAGAUAAAGCUGACAAAAGGUUUCACAGCAAAGGAAUCCGUGAAGGGGCAUAUGCAGGUGAAUGUUGUGAAAGGAUUAAAGUUGUAUGAGGACGUUUUUUCUGAAUCAGAAAUCUGCAAGCUGACUGAUUUUGUAAAUGAGAUUCAUGCUGCUGGCCAGAACGGGGAACUCUCAGGUGAAACUUUUAUAUUAUUCAACAAACAAAUGAAGGGGAACAAGAGAGAGCUGAUUCAGUUGGGUGUUCCGAUUUUUGGCCAGAUAAAGGACGAUGCCAAAAGCAAUAUAGAGCCAAUUCCAGCACUUCUCCAUGGUGUCGUUGAUCAUCUUAUUCAAUGGCAAUUAAUUCCAGAAUAUAAAAGGCCAAACGGUUGUAUCAUCAACUUUUUUGAAGAGGGGGAAUUUUCUCAGCCAUUCCUGAAACCACCGCAUUUGGACCAACCUGUAUCCACCCUUCUUCUCUCUGAAUCAACUAUGGCUUUUGGACGUAUUCUUAUGAGUGAAAAUGAUGGGAACUACAAGGGGCCACUCAUGCUCUCAUUGAAGAGAGGAUCUCUUUUAGUAAUGAGAGGAAACAGUGCUGACAUGGCAAGGCACGUGAUGUGUCCGUCUCCUAACAGAAGGGUGAGCAUCACCUUUUUUAGAGUGAGGCCAGACUCUAAUCAAUGUCAAUCACCAACUCCAACCAUGACAACUGCGAUGACUCUUUGGCAACCUGGCAUUGCUAGUCCAUUUACUUUGCCAAAUGGAGCUCUAAGUGGCUAUGAGGCUAUGGAUAUGAUGCCCAAAUGGGGAAUACUUAGUGCUCCAAUGGUUAUGCUAACCCCUAUGCGCCCUAUGGCAGUGAACCCCCGCAAACUACCUCGGGGUGGGACGGGGGUUUUCUUGCCUUGGAAAGGGGCAUCCAGAAAACACGCGAGGCAUCUUCCACCGCGUGCCCAAAAAGGACGCCUUAUGGCGUUACCUUCUCCAGUCGAAUCACACAUGGGAGAGUCCACUUCUGAACCCAGCAUUACUGUUGAAGGAUAGGUAUGAUUCUAGUCUCGAAGCAGCCUUGGGUUUAAAGAAAUGUGAAUCAAGAAAGGUGGUUUUCCCGCCUCCAGCUAUUUGGCCUGGACUCUUGGGAGUAUUUUAUUUUGUUGUACAAACGUGCCCAGGUGCUGCUAGAAGAGUUUGUUUCAUUCAUUUUUUCCCACUUUUCUCUCUUUCUUUUUAGAUAGAUAGCAUAGAAUCUAGUAUUUACAAUACAGUAGUUUAUUAUGAGUUCCAAUCAGCUUAAGGGCUUUGGAGAAGUCUAGCUUCCAAAUAUAAAGAAUGUGAAUUAUAUCAGCGUUAGAAUUUUGUAAAAGAAUGAUAAUUUAUAUUUUCAUUUUAGAUAAUCAAAUCAUCAUGAGGAUGCAUGGUUAUG
Molecule: messenger RNA, 3010 nt
Organism: Abrus precatorius (Indian licorice)
Lineage: Eukaryota; Viridiplantae; Streptophyta; Magnoliopsida; Fabales; Fabaceae
Product: RNA demethylase ALKBH10B-like
Exons: 7
Coding region: 1501-2631 (376 amino acids)
Biological process (GO): mRNA catabolic process
Molecular function (GO): demethylase activity; mRNA binding
Source: RefSeq, a predicted model, not a curated record